Messenger RNA from Canis lupus familiaris (dog), 526 nucleotides. RefSeq names its product bone gamma-carboxyglutamate protein (gene BGLAP). Gene Ontology annotation, biological process: response to vitamin K; bone development; regulation of cellular response to insulin stimulus. Gene Ontology annotation, cellular component: extracellular region. The record is from RefSeq and is a predicted model, not a curated record. NCBI's taxonomy places the organism in Eukaryota, Metazoa, Chordata, Mammalia, Carnivora, Canidae. The transcript is spliced from 4 exons. Gene Ontology annotation, molecular function: structural constituent of bone; hydroxyapatite binding; calcium ion binding. Bases 73 to 384 code for a protein of 103 amino acids.
GCUGACGGUGAGAGGCAGGCCAGCUGAGACCCAGCAGCAGCUGCUCACAGACCCAGACAGAACCGACCCACCAUGCGGUCCCUGAUGGUCCUUGCCCUGCUGGCUGUGGCCGCACUCUGCCUCUGCCUGGCUGGUCCAGCAGAUGCAAAGCCCAGCAGUGCUGAAUCCCGCAGAGGUGGUGCAGCCUUCGUGUCCAAGCGGGAGGGCAGCGAGGUGGUGAGGAGGCUCCGGCGCUACCUGGACUCUGGGCUGGGCGCCCCGGUCCCCUACCCGGAUCCCCUGGAGCCCAAGAGGGAAGUAUGCGAGCUCAACCCCAACUGUGACGAGCUGGCUGACCACAUUGGCUUCCAGGAAGCUUACCAGCGCUUCUAUGGCCCGGUCUAGAGCGGCCAGCCCCACUCUCCACCCCCUCACCCCCCCUUCUCCCAGAACCCCUCCCUUCCCCUCACCCUGACCUCCCUGCCCUGCAAGUGUGGGGUCCUUGUCAUCACAGCUGCUCCAGAAUAAACUCCAGAAGAGGAAUUGG